Anopheles funestus (African malaria mosquito) is the source of this 6729-nucleotide messenger RNA. RefSeq names its product putative transcription factor SOX-14 (gene bbx). Gene Ontology annotation, biological process: regulation of transcription by RNA polymerase II. Lineage: Eukaryota; Metazoa; Arthropoda; Insecta; Diptera; Culicidae. Gene Ontology annotation, molecular function: RNA polymerase II transcription regulatory region sequence-specific DNA binding; DNA-binding transcription factor activity, RNA polymerase II-specific. The coding region runs from base 2190 to 3878 and encodes 562 amino acids. The record is from RefSeq and is a predicted model, not a curated record. Gene Ontology annotation, cellular component: nucleus. The transcript has 6 exons.
GUUAACUUUGAUAGCAAACUUUUGUCACCCGUUUGUUAAGGUGGUUGUUGGAGGGAAAUUAGCAAAGGGUGUACCUAGGAAUGGGUGCAUCGAUACACGAAAAAUCCUGAUUAUUUUACGUUCGGCGUAUCGGAUUCCGGAUUGGAAGCAUAACUCUUCCGGCCUUUUUUUCCAUUCACCUAAUUUCAAAAAUUGUUUUUGUUUUUCAUGGUGAAAAAGGUAAGCUAAACUAGGUAGAACGGUGAAGCUUGCAGUUGUGAAUUAAAACCAUUUUUUUGGUACAGAAACGCGAGACAGCGAUGAGAAUGAGAUGAGAUGUGAAAUGAGCAGGAAAAGAUGGCCCACAAUAACGAUCACGGUUUGGCGCGGGAGAUUACGCAUGUUCGGCCUUAAUGCAUCAUGUAACCUUGCACUCUCAUCCUGUACACCAGCCAGGAUUGAAACGGACGGGGUGGGAAACGGACACGAAGGUCACCUAAUUUGCGUGCGUGUCAAUGUACGGUGGUGAGUGAGCAAAAUGCACAGAACGCUUUUCGGGGGACAAUGGUACCUCAUCGUGCUACUCUCAAAAAAGUUAGGGAAAAAGCGUUCUUUUCCGUCACCGUCGUGAUUUCACACCCUAUCAGAGGGGGAGGGGGUGGUUAUAGCGACCAACUCACGGGACGCAAAUAUUGCCGUGUCGGCAAUACACACCGCCAGCGAACGAUCACGGUCACCUACACAACCGUACGCCGGCCAUCAUAUGCUGCACGCGUAUCGCGGUGGUUAAAUUCAUGUGUAACAAUAUCGAAUUUGAUUUCAUUAACGCGGCGCUUCAUCGAAAAUGAAAAUGCAUCGCACACUUAGAUGAGAGUAGAGCGUGCAGAGAGAUUUUUGUGUAUUGUUUUUGUUUUGUGCGUUUGGUUUUGCAUAUUUCCUACAGGGAGGAAACUUUUGGCACAUUUUUUUGCCACUUUUCGAACGUUUUUUAUUGUUGCUCUGCAUGGAAGACAUUUUACGAAUACCAUUACGCAUUUGGCAAUAAUGUUGUGUAGAGAUAAAUAGAUGAAAUUUAAAUAAAAUUUAAUACAAAUCUCCCCAACGUCAACUUCCUCAGCUUGAACACGGUGUAAUUCAUAUCAUUAUUGCAGACUAUAAUAAAUCGACAUCUUGGUUAAUGCUUCUCUCUCCCGGUGCGGGAGUUACAUGCACAUAUUAAAAGGCAAUAAUAUAUUGAGACACCUUUCGUAGUGCAAUACGGCACGACAAUGUGUGUUUGGUGCAUGAGGUAAUGGCAAAAUAGGAUGCACACACAACGUCCCCAAAAAUAAAAAAAAAAACGCAACAAAACUGCAUCGCGUAGGUGCAUCGGAAAAAGGCGGGGAAAAUAAAAUAAAAUUAACCUCUUUAUCAUAAAAAAGCAUAUCACACUUUUUUUGUUGUUCGUUGUUUAGUUUAAUAUCGGCGGCACUUGCGUUCAUUCGUUCAUUUCCCCGUUUUUUCAGACGAAUAUUAUGGUUGCAAAAAUGAAUGUGUGUGCGUGCUUGUAUGGGAGGAAGCAAAUGCGUGUGCAAUGUUGUUGCUCUCACUCUUUCACUCUCACUCUCAGUUAGCGGUGAAAAAUUUUCGUCGAACGCGAUCCAACACUUCCACCCAACAACCGACGACUACUUGUUCUAGAAAAUACGCACACAAACACACACACACACUCGUGUCCGUAUUCCCCAAAACCACCCUUUUGUCGGGCUGCAUUAGUGUGCGGAUAUUGGGGGGUGGGCAAUGGGAGAAUAUAGUGUUCACGAGCGACCUUGAAUGUUAUUGCAAGCCGAAAGGAAAAGCAUAAGUUAAAGUGGAAGUACCGUUUUGGGCACACGUUACAAAAUGCUUCACAAACUGGCGUUCCAUCUAGUAGCCAUACUGCACACACACCAUUCGAUGUGUUUUCUGUCAAGAUUUUCGAAAAAUGUAAUCCAAGUAUGGUGGACGCUACAACCACUCGCAAGUGUGAUUGUGCUGCGGUCUAAUCAACUUCGUAUUACGAAGCAUAAAAGGGGCAAUGACAAGGUGGAUCAAGACGUUAUUUAUUUCAGAAAGCCAUUUAUUUGGACAAAGUGUUUUUCAUACGCCACUCAAUUUUUGAGACAAAAAAAAAAUCAAAGUGUCACUUACAAUUACAUUACCUACAUAAACGUAGGAUAUACAUAAACACCAUGAUACAAAACAGUGCCUACGGGAAUCCGAUACUGGCUAGCGGUUGGUUACCGCCACCGAUCUGCUUGCAAAAUCAAACCCUUGAUCUUGACUCGAACAAUAACGAUAAGAACGGUACAUUCGAAAACGGUGGUAAUAUUUGCUACAGAUACGCUGAACAGUGCGAUGAUCAUCAGCGCGAUGGAAUCACCCCAGUACAGGAACAUCCUACAGAUGAUGAUUCGACAAAGAACCAUUUCCAAACAUCGCACAAUGUUCAGAAUAAGACUGAUGAUGUCUGUAUUGUAACAUCACGCACUAGUCAGCCCGUCCAAGUAUCACAGUCCAAUGAUGAGCCUACCCAAAAAACAGUCGAAACAACGGACAAUGUUUCGACCGUGGAACAAAUGGUACAAAACUCUGAUGUGGCUGAUGUGGUCGAAUCGUCAAAAACGCAGGAUAUGGAUGAAUCGGAUUAUAUAAUACUCCGUCCAAUGAAUGCGUUUCUAUUGUUUUGCAAAGUACACCGCAAAAUAGUGAGGAAACGUUAUAAGGUGGAAAACAGGAAUAUAACGAAAAAACUCGGCUUAUGGUGGGGUCUUCUUACGAAGGAAGAGAAGUUACCCUUUCAAAAUCUGUCCAAUGAGCACAAGGACAAGCUGUAUGCCAUCGACCCAAAUUUCCAAUGGACCAAGAAAGCUAAAGUGCGGGCAAAAGCACCAAUGGCAACACGUACUAAAGAUGCAAGUGCAAAUACAACGUCAACUGCUCCAGAGGCUGAACCGAUGGAUGUAGCUGAUGAUACCAUUUCUAUUGAAAGUUUGGAAGCGGCCGAAGCUUUGGUAAGAUUGCAUGAAGGCAUUGAGGUGCUUUCGUUGUCCAAGCUGGCGAACGAAGCAGAUAUGGGAAAGUUGAACGAGCUGUGCAAAGAAACCGGUAUGCAACAGCCUGCUGCAAAACCAAUUGCGAGUCAGACAUUGGAAUCACAGUGCAAUCAAUCAUCUCAAAUGGCUCCGGACGCGGGUGCUCCUGUUCUUGAUGGUUUGGCAGAUCAGACUGAAGCUGGCCCAAGUACGCAGAGAGCUCCGCGAGCAUGUAAAGGAAAGCGGUACAAAGACUUCAUGAGUCAUAUGCUUUCACGCGCCCAAUCGAAACCAGCGACAAUCUCGAAGAAGUCGCCAAAAGCUCCCACCAAACAACGGAAAACCGGCAAAGUGCAAACAACUAUCGCAAACGCCGUUACAGUUAAUAAAGCCUUUAUAAAGUUUACCGUAGGCGAGUUACGGAAGGAGUUGUUGGACCAAAUUCGUUAUUUGCCUGUCAUGAGCAUUGACCACUUUGUGGCCAUACAAAAUGCAUACAAACAGCGUAAAAAGGCACAAGAAUCAUCAGCACCAGAGCACCAAAGUGACGUUCCAGCUGAUGUUGUGGUUGAGUGUAAUACAGUCGAAAGUGCACCGAUUGGUACAAUUGCACAACCCACAGCGGAUGACGCAACUGCUUCAGAGGUACCAGAAAUGGUGCGACCUACACCCACCAAACUCGUCGGCAGUAGCAAACGGAAAUCUCCCAAAGAACGCAUUACACAUCACCCUCAAUCAGCGACGGUGGAACGCCAAACCAUCUUGAUAUGCCAUAUGCCUGAGGCAAACAACGGUGUCUGCCAUGGCCGUGCGGGCCAACAUGACAAUCCAAUGACGUUCCAAUAAGGAUUUAAAUUUGGCGAAAAGCUCAAUCUCCAAAAAACGCAACUUCCUUCUCGGAUCCUGACGGAAAAUGGAUCUUUUUAUGAAGGAUUAAGUACAUGAUCGUCAGGUGAUUAGAUUUUAUUUUUCUUAAGCCAUUCAUUAAUUUACUUAAGCAGAUAAGUAUCGGCAUAUGUUCAAUUCCGCUAAGUUACCGGCACAAAUAAGUGUUAUUUUUAUUAUUUUAUUUUUGUUUUCCAAUUGCACCAAGUUAGUUGUUCAUUUGUUGAUUAAGUUAAAAAACAAAACAUUACAUUUCAUGCUCACGUUAUGUAAAGGAGGUUAAAGGCGAAUAGUGAAUAGGCGAAACAUUUUUUUGCAUUUUAAGUAACAUUAGCAAGGCUAACCAACAGCACAGUCAGAAAGCGAAAUACCAAAAUGGAUACUUAUCUAGUUGGAGCGCACACUGUAUCAGUGGCCAUAGUUCGUCGCCAAAAAACGGAAUACAGAGCAAUACCUAAUCGCUGACAGUUGUAGUGCGUAUAUCGUAUGCAUUAAAAAACGAUUUUUCAACUUAUUUGGGCGAUUUUUGAGAUGAGUUUCCUGUCACUUAUUGGUGCCAGCAUUGUGCUCUCUUUUGUAAAGCAAUUUGAAUUGUAAUUGUAAUGGAAAAUGCGAAAACGAUCGUAAAAAAUUUGGUGAAACUUCGUGUCCGCCAGACACGACAGUUGAUCUGGCAUUUGGAUUAUUUACAUUCAGGCACUAUUCUCCUAUCUUCUCCUAUCAGAAUGUGAAACAGUUGUCUUGUUUUGUCAGCCCAACAACAUUUAGACGUAACCAAAAAGUGCAGCAAGAUCUAAAUACAUAGAUCAAAGUGAUUUCUUAGUUCUCUAUAGAAGAUGAAUCAAUAGGCCAAACAGUUUUAAAGUAUCUGGACAAGAUGAACUUUGUUGUGCGGAAGUAUCAGUUCAAUCCAGUGGAGGCGGAGGCCUUUGCUAAGGUUCUGGUUAGUCAAUGUAAGGUCAACCAAUGGGCCGUAGACCAAAACUGCAGUUCAAUUCAGCCAUCUUUAUACGUUUAUUUUUUUCAUCGUCAUUUAUAAGCAGUCCAUUUUUUAACACAUACGUUAUUUGUAAUGUAAAGUCAAUAUACAUCUGUUCGAAUUGAACAAGAGCCAAUUUCAUAAAUGUGAACUUUGAAACGAAAAUACCUAUAAAUUAUAUUAACUAGAUCGGCAACAGCUAAGUCGUGAAGGAGAAGAAUGAAAAUAAUGUAAGUUAUCUGUAGCUAACCUAACCGCCCGAUGAUGAAAAUGAAUCUUAUUUUACGGGUAAGAAGGUACACAGAGGUGCUGUGAAUUCUAACGCGAUCAGUUUAGCAAGGUGUCUUUGAAUUGCUUCCUUAUGUGCCGUUUUUUGUUUUGUUUUUUGUAUUUUUUUAUUAUUAUUUUUUUUUUUUAAAUAUUUAAUAGAUAUAACAAUUCAGUUUUAUUACACUUAAUAUUCAUAAGCACUCACCCCUGGCGGAUGAAAUGACGUAAAAAUGUUAUUUCUUCCUAUGGUACGCUUAAAAGCAUAAAAUGUGUUAACACAUACAUGUUUAUCAUUUUAUUACGUUGUUUUGCUAAUACUGAAGAAUUAUUUUCUAUUUAAAAUGGCAUUCGUUUUGUGUACUGUUGUUCUCCUUUUUUCUGCAAUAAUGUUUUGCGUAAGACAUAUUUAAUUUGGUAUUUAUUUAUUACUUCUGUGCCGGACCCACAUCACAGCAAUACGAAAACGAUGAACUGUGGUACUGUAGUUGCCAAUUAAAUUUUAUUCAUCACAUCACCAUGCAAAGUUAACUCCAAAGGACAGCAAAAUUGUCCUAGAACAAAACAUUGUGAUUAAAAGUUUUCAAAACGGAAUAGAAUUCUUGUUCACUUUUAUUGUCCUAUUAGUUACAAAAGGUUAAAAUGGACAAAAGUUAUUGUUAUUUGUACUAACCAGUAAAGACAUGGAAAGAGACAUGGAGCGAGACAGAGAGAGAGAGAGAGAGUAACAAAGAGAGAGAAGGAUAGAGUGAAAGGUAAAAAAAACUUUGUUUUGUUGCAUAUUAAUGUCUAAUUGAUUCAUUAAGCGUUUGAUAAAUAUCUGUGUAAGUGUAAUAAGAGGACAGUUUUGUAUUAAAAAAGUUUAAGCAAAAGGUUUAAUCAAAAGACGAACGAUACGCAAAAGUGAGGACCAACUUUUAGAAUCAAUCCAUUUGAAAAACUCAAAAUUAAAUUGUAUUUCGUAUGUUAUACGCAACAUUUAUCGAUGCUGUUAGGUAGGCGAACAAUAAAUAUUACAGAAUAAUAAAUAUAAGUACAGAAUACAGUUACAGGAGUUAAUUUACAAUUUAAAACUGUCCAAUAUUAUCAUUCUCGCCUUUGAACACAAGUAUGAUAUUUUCUCACACGCAUUAUGAGACGGAUUUAGUCACGACUCGGCCCAUAACCGUCCCUGACAUGUAUCAAUACUAACAACCAGUGUUUUAAUGUUACAAAAUUUCUGUUUUUUCAAUUUAUAUUCUUUUAAAAAUAGCCAACACGUAGUGUUAAGUUCAGUAUUCUUCUGAAGGUUAAAAGACGCUUUCUCAUAGUUUUUUUCUCUGACAAAAAAAAACAAAUUUUUAUUAUGUUAUCAAUUUCUAAACCUUUAUGUAAUUUUUCAACAUAUCCUAAAGACAGAUUAUUGAGCCCGGAUUCCUUUACUGUGCUUUUUAUUUAGUUCUCUUUAUUGCGGACAACGAUCUGAACGAUCACUAGAGAUCGUUCACUAGAGAGCAACACUAAAGAUAAGCAUUGUCAAAAAUACUUUCUUUUUCAACAAAAUAAAAUAGUUCAAGUUCGUUAAUA